AUGUGGAAAACCAUCGUCUCAGUCGGCCAGCAAGCCACCCGAGCUACUCGGAGCCAUGUCUCAACAAUAACUGCUCAAUCCCUCGCCGCUCCAACCGCAACACGAACGCCCUUUAGCACAACACCACGAUCCCAGGUCGAAAAGGGCCAGACCUCGCUCGACCGUGAAACCUUGAAUCCAGAGCGCUCAGAGACUGCCAAAUCUGGUACCGAUGCCGAAGUUGCUAAGCACCCUGCUGCAUUCGACCCAAAGAACACAGCACCAGAGAGCGAACUUGCAGCCACCGAAGAGGAAAGUAGACAAGAAGGCAAGAAGGAAAGCCCUCUGAACAUGAGCCCUGCCAAUACGGGCGCUAGCGCUUGGAGACGCCCAGCUGAGGACGGGCCUGAUCGGAACCAGGAUCGCGCAGCUUCCAGCUCUCGUGGGGCAACACAGAAGGGUCGCAGUAUUCAUGUGAAGGAGGAUGGGACUCAUGUUUCGUACCGGGAUUGA
Penicillium griseofulvum is the source of this 492-nucleotide messenger RNA. RefSeq lists its product as uncharacterized. NCBI's taxonomy places the organism in Eukaryota, Fungi, Ascomycota, Eurotiomycetes, Eurotiales, Aspergillaceae. The coding region runs from base 1 to 492 and encodes 163 amino acids. The record is from RefSeq and is a predicted model, not a curated record. The transcript has a single exon.